CUAGCUGGAGGCGGCUGGACGGUGUUGGGGUGGUGGUGCGACUCGGCAGUGCUCAGUCGUGCGUUUUUAGAGAUAAAAAUUACCUACGUGUCCCAUUCACCAAAAUAUAACAUCAUAAAUGACCAAGUUUUCACGAAUACUCAGCAAAUGAUCGUGAAAAAUCAUCGAAACGUGAAGUAGACCAGUUAUUAUUGUUUCAUUAUUCCCUCGGGAAAUUGGUAGUACCAGAAUGCAGGGAAAAACGGGUGCUCAGGGGAGUCAGGGUACUAAGAAGGUCAUGUUUCCUGAUAAAAAACCCGCAGCCAAGCAGAUGAAGUCGUCCACGUUGACCAAUGCUGCUGGAUUGAGUUCACUCAUUACUUUUACGAUAUUGUUGCUAGCCUGGAUAUCAGGAUUUGCAUCACGGUUAUUUGCGGUCAUACGGUUUGAGAGUAUCAUACACGAGUUUGAUCCAUGGUUCAACUACAGAGCAACAGCCUACAUGGUGCAGCACGGCUUCUACAAUUUCCUGAAUUGGUUCGACGAGCGUGCAUGGUACCCCCUAGGCAGAAUCGUCGGUGGUACAGUGUACCCAGGGCUGAUGAUAACAUCAGGAUCGAUUCACUACAUUUUACAUUCACUCAACAUUCCAGUUCACAUAAGGGACAUAUGUGUCUUUCUGGCGCCAAUCUUCAGCGGGCUGACGGCGAUAUCGACGUACCUCCUGACUAAGGAGUUGUGGAGUGCUGGGGCCGGCCUCUUCGCAGCUUGUUUCAUCGCUAUUGUUCCUGGAUACAUCUCGCGCUCUGUCGCGGGGAGCUACGACAACGAGGGAAUAGCCAUUUUCGCACUCCAGUUCACGUACUACCUGUGGGUCAAGUCUGUGAAGACUGGCUCCAUAUUCUGGGCCGCCAUGACUGCUCUCUCGUACUUCUACAUGGUGUCCGCAUGGGGAGGAUAUGUCUUCAUCAUCAAUCUCAUUCCAUUCCACGUUUUUGUACUUCUCAUUAUGAAUCGGUACAGCAAUAGGUUGUUCGUUAGCUACACGACUUUUUAUAUUCUUGGUCUCCUGCUGAGCAUGCAGAUACCCUUUGUUGGCUUUCAGCCGAUCAGAACUUCGGAACAUAUGGCUGCUGGAGGGGUCUUUGGAUUGCUCAUCUUAAUUGCUGCACUCAGAUACUUUCGCACAGUGCUCACAAAAUCCGAGAUGAAGUACUUCGGUGGAAUAGUAGUAGCCACCGUGGUAUGCCUGCUGAUCGCCCUGAUCUCCCUGACCUACGCAGGAGUGGUGGCCCCGUGGAGCGGUCGUUUCUACAGUCUCUGGGACACAGGUUACGCAAAGAUCCACAUUCCAAUAAUAGCCUCAGUCUCGGAGCACCAGCCGACCACCUGGUUCAGCUUCUUCUUCGACCUCCACAUCCUGGUGACGACCUUCCCGGUGGGCCUCUGGUACUGCAUAAAGCGAAUAAACGACGAGAGGGUCUUCAUAAUCCUGUACGCCCUGAGCGCAGUCUACUUCGCUGGAGUGAUGGUGCGUCUGAUGCUGACACUGACCCCAGUGGUCUGCAUGCUGUCUGGGGUUGCCUUCAGUGGUCUCCUCGAGCUCUACCUCAAGGAAGAGGAUCGUGAGAGCAGCGAGAGGGACGGGGGCGACAGCAGCGAGGAGGGGAGCGAGGCGGAGCGGGAGAGGAGCCCUGGAAGAGGCCUCUACGACAAAGCAGGCAAAUUAAGGAGAAUGAAGCACGAGAGACCGAAGGGAAAUGGCGAUGGCCUGGGGGCCAAUCUCAGGAAUGGCGUUGUCAUCGGUGUUCUCAUGCUCCUGAUGAUGUUCACUGUCCACUGCACCUGGGUCACCAGCAAUGCGUACUCCAGUCCAUCCAUCGUCCUCGCCUCCUACAGCAACGACGGCAGCAGGAGCAUUCUCGAUGAUUUCAGGGAGGCCUACUACUGGCUCGCACAGAACACACCCAACGACGCCAGGGUCAUGAGCUGGUGGGACUACGGCUAUCAAAUCGCUGGAAUGGCUAACCGAACGACUCUCGUGGACAACAACACCUGGAAUAAUUCUCACAUUGCCCUCGUGGGAAAGGCCAUGAGCUCCACCGAGGACAAGGCCUACGACAUCAUGACGUCGUUGGAUGUCGACUAUGUUCUCGUGAUUUUUGGGGGGAUGAUUGGGUACUCCGGGGAUGACAUCAAUAAGUUCCUGUGGAUGGUGAGGAUCGCCGAGGGCGAACAUCCUCAGGACAUUCGGGAGAGCGACUACUUCACGGAGAGGGGCGAGUUCAGGGUGGACUCACAGGGAUCGCCCACUUUACUCAAUUCUCUCAUGUAUAAGCUCAGCUAUUAUCGGUUUGGUGAGGUCGUUAUGGAUUAUAGAUCUCCCGCGGGGUUUGAUCGCACUAGGAAUGCUGAGAUAGGGAAUAAGAAUUUUAAACUUACGUACCUGGAAGAGGCCUACACCACUGAACACUGGCUUGUUAGGAUUUAUAGGGUAAAGAAGCCUGACGAAUUCAAUCGACCGAGAAUUCCAAUAUCCGAGCGCACGAUUGUUCGACCCACUAGUAGUUAUCACAGUAAAAAGACGGCCAGACGCAAGAAGGGCUUCAUCAAGGGUAAGCCGUCAGUCGUUAAGGGACAGAAGCCACAAAGAAAAUCAACAUAAACAUGUAAAUACUGCGUGGUUCGUCUGAUUAUUUUGAAAGAAAAUCAAUGGGAUUAUUCAAUGAUUGAUGAAAAAAUGGAAAUAGUCAGUAAUGAAUGACAGACAUGAAGUGUUUUUGUAAUAAAUGAAACCACCGUCCCCUGGAGAAGAAAGAAUCGAGGAGGAAGAAAAUGAAAAUGUGAAAAUUAUGGUGAGAAACUUUUUGAAAUCAGUGGAUCAGUGUAUUUUUUUAAAAUCCACGUACUCUACUUGAUUGAAUGGGAGUCGAUGAUGGGGUUGAACUACAGUUAUAUACCAUUUUGUAAUUAAAUGCCGUUCAUUUCGACACCAUCACCGUAUGAAUAAUCGUCUCAUCGUGUGGUAUCUACACAAAAAACUACAGUAAUGCAUUUAUCAUUGUUUUUUCUCAUUCGAAAAAUUCAAACUUUUGUGUGACAGAUUUGAAAAUAAAGAAAUGUAACUUGUUCACAUGAAUUUGUUGUUUAGGAGCAUUGUUAAAAGAUGAAUAUUCACAGUAAAUGGAAAAUUAAUGUA
This is a messenger RNA of Diachasma alloeum, 3178 nucleotides long. RefSeq names its product dolichyl-diphosphooligosaccharide--protein glycosyltransferase subunit STT3B (gene Stt3B). Gene Ontology annotation, molecular function: dolichyl-diphosphooligosaccharide-protein glycotransferase activity. The transcript is spliced from 5 exons. Bases 230 to 2644 code for a protein of 804 amino acids. The record is from RefSeq and is a predicted model, not a curated record. Gene Ontology annotation, biological process: post-translational protein modification. Lineage: Eukaryota; Metazoa; Arthropoda; Insecta; Hymenoptera; Braconidae. Gene Ontology annotation, cellular component: membrane.